Racocetra persica is the source of this 333-nucleotide messenger RNA. The record is from the annotation of a GenBank genome assembly. NCBI's taxonomy places the organism in Eukaryota, Fungi, Glomeromycota, Glomeromycetes, Diversisporales, Gigasporaceae.
AUGCCAAAAACAAAAAAUUUAGAAUAUUAUAAGAUUUUGGCAUUAAAAACAACUGCAACUUUUAUUGAAUUAAAACAAAAAUAUCAAAAAUUAGUUUUAUCAUACUAUCCUGAUAAGAAUAUAAAUAAAACUUUAUCAGAGUAUAUCGAAGCAGAACAAAAAUUUAAAGAAAUACAAGAGGCUUACGAAUAUUUAAUUGUUAAUCAUAAAGAACCAAAAUCUAGAAAACAAAAGACAACUCUAAAGAAAAAUAUGAAAAGACAUCAAUUCCAAAGAAAAAACAUGCAUCAAAACCAAAGAAAAAAACAACUAAUAAAGUUACUAAAGAAUUAA